Molecule: messenger RNA, 791 nt
Organism: Salvelinus fontinalis (brook trout)
Lineage: Eukaryota; Metazoa; Chordata; Actinopteri; Salmoniformes; Salmonidae
Product: phospholipase A2-like
Exons: 4
Coding region: 162-689 (175 amino acids)
Biological process (GO): phospholipid metabolic process; arachidonate secretion; lipid catabolic process
Molecular function (GO): calcium ion binding; phospholipid binding
Source: RefSeq, a predicted model, not a curated record
AAAAAUGUGGGGCUGAAAACUGAAUGAUGGUCGCCACUGCUCCCGCAACCCCAUUUUCAUAUCAGGCGACCUCACAUGGAGUCGCGACCCCUAGUUUGGGAAACACGGUCAUAAACUGACGCGCUCUAGAACAGAAGACCAUUACUAGGCGCGUGGCUUGCAUGGAGAUGUCUGCUUUAUACCUCGCUUUGCUGCUGUUCUCGGAGCAUGUUAUCGACGGGAUAACCAGAUCUUAUGAAGGGACUGAGUUAGCGACAACACCGACAGUCACCUCCCCGUUACCGGAGCGAUGGCGGCGGCGGGACAAGCGGGGCUUGUUGGAUUUGGCGGGCGUCGUUAAAUGCAGCACUGGGAGGUCGGCGGUGGCUUACAUCAUGUAUGGAUGUUACUGCGGGCUGGGAGGCCAGGGAUGGCCCCGAGACAAGGCUGACUGGUGCUGUCACAAGCAUGACUGUUGCUAUGGGAAGGCUGAGGAUCUGGGUUGUCAGACCAAGACGGACAAGUACCAGUGGACCUGUGAGAACAAGAUGUCCAACUGCGAGUCCCUCAAGAACAGGUGCGACAAGAUUCUGUGCAGGUGUGACCGGGAGGCGGCCAGGUGUCUGAGGAGAGCUCCCUUCAUCCCUAAAUACUCUGUCUGGCCUGACUUCAUGUGUGGAUACGAACAGCCCUCCUGUACCCGUCACUGAUGCUGUUACACAGUGUGUGUGUGUGUGUGUGUGAGAGACUAGAGUUUUCUCAGGUUUGUCCUGGCUAGUGGUGUGUGUAUAAUAAAGACAUCCAGUACUGUA